AUGAUCUCAGUGGUGGGCAACUUGGGCAUCAUCAUCCUCACCAAGAUGGACUCCAAGCUACAAACUCCCAUGUACUUUUUUCUCAGACACCUGGCUAUCACUGAUCUUGGUUAUUCAACAACUGUUGGACCCAAAAUGCUAGUCAAUUUUGUUGUGAAUGAAAAUACAAUCUCCUACUAUUUUUGUGCUACACACCUAGUUUUCUUUAUUGUGUUCAUAAAUGUUGAACUUUUCCUUCUGUCUGCAAUGUCCUACGACCGCUACGUGGCCAUCUGUAACCCUCUGCUCUACACAGCCAUCAUGUCACGAAGGACUUGUUGGGUACUGGUGGCAAUACCCUAUCUCUACAGCACAUUUUUUUCUCUUUUGGUAACCACAAAGAUUUUUAAUUUAUCCUUCUGUGGCUACAAUGUCAUCAGUCAUUUCUACUGUGACAGUAACCCCUUGUUAUCUCUGCUCUGCUCAGACACACAUGAAAUUCAAUUGAUCACUCUCAUCUUAGCAUCUUUUGAUCUGAUUUCAUCCCUUCUAAUAGUUCUUACUUCUUACCUUCUCAUUUUUGUAGCCAUUCUCAGAAAGAACUCAGCUGUGGGCAGGCACAAGGCCUUCUCCACCUGUGGAUCCCACCUGACGGUAGUGGUAAUGUUCUAUGGGACUUUAAUGUUUAUGUACAUGCAGCCCAAGUCCAGUAAUUUCUUUGACACUGAUAAAGUGGCCUCCGUAUUUUACACCUUGGUUAUCCCCAUGUUGAAUCCCUUGAUUUAUAGCUUAAGGAACAAAGAUGUAAAAUAUGCCCUGAUUAAGACAUGGGAAAAAAUAAGCAAAAUAUUUUCUAAAGUUUGA
Messenger RNA from Loxodonta africana (African savanna elephant), 843 nucleotides. RefSeq names its product olfactory receptor 8K3-like. Gene Ontology annotation, molecular function: odorant binding; olfactory receptor activity; G protein-coupled receptor activity. Lineage: Eukaryota; Metazoa; Chordata; Mammalia; Proboscidea; Elephantidae. Gene Ontology annotation, biological process: sensory perception of smell; G protein-coupled receptor signaling pathway. Gene Ontology annotation, cellular component: membrane. Bases 1 to 843 code for a protein of 280 amino acids. The transcript has a single exon. The record is from RefSeq and is a predicted model, not a curated record.